AAAGAGUGAAGGCUGUUCUUGGAGCAAAGGGGGGACCAACUCCAUAUUCAUGCCCGUGAUUUUGGAAUGAGAUGUUCUAUGAGCCGGAGUCCACAUACUUUUGACCGUGUAGUGCAUUAAAUAAUAUCUGGAACAGUAAUUAGGGGUGUAUUCAUCACGCUAAUUCUGUAGCACAACGUUUGCUAUAGAAACGGUUUACUCCAAACCGAUAACGUGUUUGCAACGAAGACGACAGUUUCUAUUGGACAAAUGUAGGUAAGUCCCUCCGUUUCGUCCCGUUUGCUCACAUUUGGUUCUUAAACUGUAAACGAUUUCCUUUGCAAGACGUAAUGAAUACACCCUUGUGCUUUGGUUUCUUGACAGAAGGUGGAGCUCAAAGUUGACGUAAACACAACGCUAGUUAGUCAAUGUAAAUCCAUAUCUGAAAGAAUGUUACGGUAGUACGGUUAAGUGCAUUUUUUUUUAUUCACAAAAUGCGAUGUUAUCUUCAUGCACUUCUACUGUGCAUGGUCUUUGCUGUCUUUUCGGUGCUGUAUGUUUUUAAUCAACUACCGGUAGCCUCGUCUUUUGAGUCGCAAUACGAAGACGGAUGGACCGACAGAAGAACAAAACAAUCCAGUGGCAGGCAACCCCGAUUUGGGGCCCAAGACACUGGGCACGUAGUCAGGAAAGGUGGAGUGGCGAGCCUUUUCGACCAUCAAGAAGAUGACAGGACCAGAACUACAAAUGCCUGUCUCAAGCUUCACAUCACUCACCAGGGCUAUGAUGAUCUGGAAGAGACUGCCAAAUCGAGGCAAAGGGAGAAGCCAGCCUCCGGCAGCGUCCAGGAGGCCACUAGAGAUGAGCGGAUCCAUCUGGCUGUGGUGGCCUGUGGUCCCAGACUCGAGGAGACUCUCACCAUGUUAAAGUCUGCUCUCCUCUUCGGCGCCAAACCGCUACACUUUCACAUUUUCGCAGAGGACCAUCUGCAUGGCAGCUUUGGACAGUCUCUGGACUUGUGGCCUAGUGUCUUCCAGACCAGGUUUAACUACACCACGUACCCCAUCACCUUCCCCAGUGAGAACGCCAAGGAGUGGAAGAAACUCUUCAAACCCUGUGCUUCUCAAAGGCUCUUCCUACCGUUGAUCCUAAAAGACGUAGACUCUCUGCUGUACGUGGACACCGAUAUCUUGUUCCUUCAGCCUGUAGAGGAGAUCUGGUCCCUGCUCUCCCUCUUCAACUCCACUCAUCUGGCAGCCAUGGCCCCUGAGCACGAGGAGCCGCGCAUCGCCUGGUACAACCGCUUCGCACGGCACCCUUACUAUGGAAAGACCGGGGUCAACUCUGGGGUCAUGCUCAUGAACAUGACCCGGAUAAGAGAGAAAUACUUCAAGAAUGACAUGACGUCAGUCCCCCUCAAAUGGGUGGAGCUGCUGAUGCCACUUCUCCAGAAAUAUAAACUCAACAUCACCUGGGGAGACCAGGACCUGCUCAACAUCAUAUUCCAUCAUAACCCAGAGAGCCUGUAUGUGUUCCCGUGCCAAUGGAACUACCGUCCAGACCACUGUAUCUACGGCAGCAACUGUCUCGAGGCCGAACAGGAGGGCGUCUUCAUUCUCCACGGAAACCGAGGCGUUUACCAUGACGACAAGCAGCCAGCGUUCCGGGCCGUCUAUGAAGCCAUCCAGAAGUACACAUUUGGGGACAACCUAGUCCAGUUCCUACUCCUCCCCCUGGAGGCAAGUCUUCAGGAGACCAAACACACCUACUGUGGAAGAGCCAGCCACAUGUUUACUAAGAGGUUAAAACAGAGCAUCGGUGUACUUCAACAGGAAACCAUAGAGGGAAGGUGAUGUAUACCACUAGACUACCACUCUCCUCUACCAUCAAUGGCUGACUGACACUCUGUGGCACACCUCUAAACGAUGUCCCCAGGUGUACAGGGAGGGCAUACAUUACUGGCAUGUGUAUAUGAUCCCGGGCGGGAUUUAGCCCACACUCUUUCCUCAACCGACCAUGCCCAAGUGAGAUGAAUCCGUCAUCUGUUUACAAAUGGGCAACAGCUACCGGUGCGUCAACACUCCUCCAAAGACAAUUUCGAGGGUGAAGAUGAUCAGUGUAAUACAUUGUCUGUUUUCCUAUGGAACCGUUGUUCCUCAUAAAGUCGUCCUGUUAACGUGAUCAUCAUCAGGUUAGAUAACUGCAGUCAAAAUGUGUGGGAAAGCACUGAAAUUAAAUCUCUUUGCCCUCGACAGAAUUGGACAUUUCUAUCAUCUGACUGCUAAAAAUGGUACACUUCACAGUCGGCGUUGCUGUGUGAUUUUCACCGGUGAUGAGAAUGUCACGUCUGACAAUCGCAUUGUAAUCCUCAGAAGUAUUCAAGGAAGAGAACCCAUCACGGUUCUUUGUGUGCUCCGCAUGAUCAAAAAGUAUAUAUUUUAUUUAAAGUAUAUGUUAAUAUCAUAUCAAUUAGAUUUAAAUGUUAGAAUUGGAUUUAAAUAUACGUCUGCAGUGUCAUGAAGAAUGACAACACAUUGGUUAAAGCUUGUCAUAACUAUUCCAUGAAUGCAGUUUCAUUUGUACAAAACUUGAUUGUAAACAAAUGCUAAAGGGAAGGGUUUUGAGGUUAGAAUCUGAGGAUAUCAAUAUUGGUGUUAUUGAUAUUGAAUGUUUUUUUGUUUUUUUUUCACAUUUUGUUACGUUACAGCCUUAUUCUAAAGUGGAUUAAUUUGUUUUUUCCCCCUCAUCAAUCUACACACAAUACCCCAUAAUGAGAGAGCAGGUUUUUAGAUUUUUUUGGCAAAUUUAUAAAAAAUCAAAAACUGAAAUAUCACAUUUACAUAAGUAUUCAAACCCUUUAUUCAGUACUUUCUUGAAGCACCUUUGGCAGCGAUUACAGCCUUGACUUCUUGGGUAUGACACUAAAAGCUUGGCACACCUGUUUUUGGAGAGUUUCUCCCAUUCUUCUCUGUAGAUCCUCUCAAGCUCUGUCAGGUUGGAAGGGAGAGCAUCACUGCACAGAUAUUUUCAGGUCUCUCCAGAGAUGUUAGAUUGGAUUGAAGUCCGGACUCUGGCUGGGCCACUCAAGAACAUUCAGAAACUUGUCGCAAAAACACACCUACGUUGUCUUGGCUGUGUGCUUAGGGUCGUUGUCCUGUUGGAAGGUGAAUCCUUGCCCCAGUCUGAGGACCUGAGCGCUCUGGAGCAGGUUUUCAUCAGUGAUCUCUCUGUACUUUUCUCUGCUCAUCUUUCCUUUGAUCCUGACCAGUCUCCCAGUCCCUUCCGCUGAAAAACAUCCCCACAGUAUAAUGCUGCCACCACCAUGCUUCACCGUAGGGAUGGUGCCAGGUUUCCUCCAGAUGUGAUGCUUGGGAGUCAGGCUGAAGAGUUUAAUCUUGGUUUCAUCAGACCAGAGAAUCUUGUUUCUCAUGCUCAGAGUCCUUUAGGUGCCUUUUGGCUAACUCCAAGUGGGCUGUCGUGCUUUUUACUGAGGAGUGGCUUCCGUCUGGCCACUCUGGCCUGAUUGGUGGAGUCCUGCAGAGAUGAUUAUCCUUCUGGAAGUUUCUACCAUCUACCAUUGACAGAGCUCCAGAGUUCCUCUUCGGAGUGACCAUCGGGUUCUUGGUCACCUCCCUGACCAAGGCCUUUCUCCCCCGAUUGCUCAGUUUGGCCGGAAGAGUCUCGGUGGUUCCAAACUUCUUCCAUUUAAGAAUGUGUGAGGCCGUUGUAUACUUGGGAACCUUCAAUGCUGCAGACAUUUUUUGGUACCCUUCCCCAGAUGUUUCUCGACACACUCCUGUCUCAGAGCUCUACGGAUAAUUCCUUCAACCUCAUGGCUUGGUUUUUGCUCUGACAUGCACUGUCAACUGUGGGACCUUUUUAUAGACUGGUGUGUGCCUUUCCAAAUCUUGUCCAAUCAAUUGAAUUUAUCACAGGUGGACUCCAAUCAAGUUGUAGAAACAUCAGAGAGGAUGAUCAACGGAAACACGGUGCACAUUUCUAAAAACCUGUUUUUGCUUCGUCAUUAUGGGGUAUUGUUUGUAGAUUAAAGAUUUUUUUUUUUAUUAAUUAAAUUUUAGAAUAAGGCUGUAAUGUAACAAAAUGAGGAAAAGGGGAAGGGUCUGAAAUACUUUACGAAUGCACUGUAAAUGAGAUUACACCUAUCAACAGAAUGCACUUUUAAUGUCUGCCAUAUUAUAACUCAAUAAUGAUUAUAACUACUGAGUAAAUGAUCCGAGAAUACGUCCAUAGUCUCCAUGUAAACAUAGAUAGAAUUCUAUAAUAACCGUUAAUCAAUAUUUGUGUGGAAUUAGGAAUGAAGGUUUACUAAAGAGAUUUAAUCAUGACAUGUUUGGUUUUAGCUCAAGUUUACAUGCGAUAGGUUGUUGUGCUCUGUGCAUUGAACUUAUCCUCCAGGUUUAUGCUGUAUCUGUAAAGUACGUACUGUACUUCAAUAUAACUUCAUUCAUAUUUUUGGAUUCACAUGUGAAUUUUAUAGAUCGUAUAGGUACUUAAUAGGUACUAAACAAGCAAACAUACAAUCAACUGAAAAUACCUUUUUAAUAUGUAUUGAAUACAUUUUAAAUAACAUACAUUUUCUCCAAUUGUACAUUGACUUAACACAACCAAACUGUAUUAAGGGAUUUUUGUCACUCUUUCCCUCCAUUUCUAACUAAUGCUAAAAACAGAUUUUGCACUAUUGAUUGUACAAAUCAUAGAUUAUGUCUUAAAAUGUCAAUGUUAAAAUCUGCCAGUGUAUGAAAUGUUUUAUUGAGUAUAUCAAAUCUAUGGUGAAACAAGUUUGUUCGUUGUGAUGUUAUAGCCAUAUAUUGUUUAUAAUAAAUAUUACACUUAAAUAGUA
Molecule: messenger RNA, 4840 nt
Organism: Salvelinus fontinalis (brook trout)
Lineage: Eukaryota; Metazoa; Chordata; Actinopteri; Salmoniformes; Salmonidae
Product: glucoside xylosyltransferase 1-like
Exons: 8
Coding region: 474-1832 (452 amino acids)
Biological process (GO): protein O-linked glycosylation via N-acetylgalactosamine
Molecular function (GO): UDP-xylosyltransferase activity
Source: RefSeq, a predicted model, not a curated record